Messenger RNA from Miscanthus lutarioriparius, 1518 nucleotides. The record is from the annotation of a GenBank genome assembly. NCBI's taxonomy places the organism in Eukaryota, Viridiplantae, Streptophyta, Magnoliopsida, Poales, Poaceae.
AUGGCCGCCGCCGGGUGCGGCGGCGGCGUCGACGGCGAUGCCAAGUACAACUCGUACAAGGCGCCGGGGCUGCGGGGCGCGUUGCUGGAGGCGGCGCACGUCUCCUGCCUCGAGGACCGGUACGCGCUGGGCCCGCAGCUGGGGUGGGGCCAGUUCGGCGUGAUCCGCUCCUGCUCCGACCUCGUCACCGGCGAGGCGCUUGCCUGCAAGUCCAUCGCCAAGGGCCGCCUCCUGUCCCCCGAUGACGUGCGCGGCGUGAAGCUCGAGAUCGAGGUCAUGGCGCGCCUCGCGGGCCACCCAAACGUCGUCGACCUCAAGGCCGUGUACGAGGACCGCGACUCCGUGCACCUCGUCAUGGAGCUCUGCGCCGGCGGGGAGCUCUUCCACCGCCUCGAGGAGCGCGGAUGCUUCUCCGAGCACGAGGCCGCCGUGCUGUUCCGAUACCUCAUGGAGGUCGUCGCGCAUUGCCACAGCAAAGGGAUCGUGCACCGGGACCUCAAGCCCGAGAACAUCCUCCUCGUCAGCAAGUCGCCCUCGUCGCCGAUCAAGCUCGCUGACUUUGGACUCGCUACCUACAUCCAGCCUGGUCGAAGCUUGAGCGGCAUGGUAGGCAGCCCGUUCUACAUUGCGCCAGAGGUGCUCUCCGGUGGAUACAAUGAGGCCGCCGAUGUCUGGAGCGCGGGGGUCAUACUCUACAUCCUCCUGAGUGGCAUCCCCCCAUUUUGGGGGAAAACCAAGUCCAAGAUUUUCGAGUGCAUCAGAUCCAUGGAGCUGCGAUUCCCUUCUGAUCAAUGGGAUAGGGUUUCUGAUUCGGCCAAGGAGCUAGUCACCGGGAUGCUAAGGCGCGACCCUAGACAACGGCUCACGGCCAAGCAGGUUCUAGAGCAUCCGUGGAUGCAAGAACACGCGGACCAAUCACAAGACUCCUGCAGGCACUGUCACGAGAUCGGCCUCUGGCGGGAGGACCCUGGCUCGUGCUCCUUCUCCAUGCCGCUGGCGUCGCGGAGUAGGGACGUAAGCUUCAACACAGGCGGCCCAAUCGCCUGCCAGGGCACGCUGGAGGAUGAGGCAUGCUGCUCGCCAACGUUCGCCGCCGUCUGCAGGUCGUCCUUCUCGGCGUUCGUCACCGACUUGGACCCGUCGUCCUGCCCGGCCUCCACCUCCGGCGGCUCCGGGUUCUCGUUUGGCGGGCCCUGUGAACUGCCCGGCGGAGGGUUCCCGUUGCCGGUGGCUUCCAUGCCGAGCUUCUCGUUCUUCUGCGCGCAAGAUUGCAGUGAGCCUGAACCGUCGUCGUCGGCCGAGAAAGCUCCCUGCGACGUGACGGUGGCUGCCUCAUCCCUGAGGACGGCGACGGGGAGGGGGGCCACGCCGCGGGGCGUCAACGGCAGGCGGAACCACACGAUCGGCGCCGGCGGGCGGGAGCACCUGGACGUGGCGGUGUCCGAGUCCGUCAUACGCUGGGCGUCGUGCACCAACUUCUCCACGACGCACUCGCUCCGGGCCUCCCUCGUGUGCUAG